Eriocheir sinensis (Chinese mitten crab) is the source of this 2978-nucleotide messenger RNA. RefSeq names its product V-type proton ATPase subunit S1-like. Lineage: Eukaryota; Metazoa; Arthropoda; Malacostraca; Decapoda; Varunidae. The record is from RefSeq and is a predicted model, not a curated record. Gene Ontology annotation, cellular component: proton-transporting V-type ATPase complex. Bases 44 to 1333 code for a protein of 429 amino acids. The transcript has 10 exons.
AGUGAGGUGUAGGACGCUGCCUGCUGGAGUCACCUGAUCGAAGAUGGAAGGGAGGGCUGUCAUCCUUUUGCUGUGCUCCCUAUUUUGUGGAGUUUUAGCCAAAGACCACGUUCCUGUCUUGAUAUGGAACCCCAGCCAGAAUCAGGAAAGUGUGCGCGCCGUCUCUGCACUGCAGACCCUUGACUACGCCACCUUCCAGUCCAAGUACCUCUCUGAGUUUCAGCCCAAGAAUGUACUCCUCUUUAUCCAAGAUGCGCUGAGCGUGGAGGACUUGUCGAGCCACACCACAGAGUUCCAGCCCUUGAAGAAGUGGAUGACCAACAGCCACUACCUCUACCUGCCCAAAGUGGAGGAUCCCGCCCACCUGGCUCACGACCUUCCCUCCCGUGGCUACAACGUGGUGACCCUGGAGCCUGGGGUGCCUGCUGCUGGCCUGGACUUGAAGCAGCAGGACAACAACCUGGUGGUGGUGAAGCUUCCCUCCACCCUCACCAACCCCAGCAGGAGCCAUGCACUCCAGAAAGCAGUUGAAGUGAUGCAGAAUGUCAUCUCCAAGGUCGGUGCCAAGAGGGAGUUCACCUUCAUCUUCACGGGCCUCAAGCCAUCUGUGGAGGACAACAGCGAGAAGUACGAGGAGCGGCUGCGUGUGCGUCGCGCCGCCGGUCAAAUUCCACAGGAGCGAGGGUUCCACAGUGAAAGCUGUGUCAUGCUUUACUUCAAAAUGAACUUCACCCUCACCAUCAUGGACAACACAACAGAGGGACAAAUUGUUGAAGUCAUUGAUGACCAGCCCUCAACUGACACUGGUCACUGCGACGACCCUUCGACCCCAGACAGGACAGCCCAGAUCAAUAUGAAGUUCACGGGGCAUAUGGAACACUUCACCAAACUGAUAUUAACAUUUAACUUCAAGGCUACCAGCAGCUCAUGGUCAUUUACUGAUGUUGAUGUUCUCCUGAAUAACUCUGCUAAACAGUACAACUUGGGGGUGGUAAGCCCUGCUAUCACGGGUAUCCCCAUCGGUAUGUCCUACUCUUGUUCCGAGAAUAUUUACAUUUCAACAAACGGCAGCACUCCUGGCAAGAUGAUGAUUGUAUCAAUGGCAGGUGUUCAGAUGGAAGCCUUCCAUGAUUCUGCUGCUGGCAACAGCACCUUCGGUCCAGCCUGGGACUGUGUAGGGUUCUUCACGGUGCCCAUCUGGGUCAGUCUGCUCACCACACUGCUGCUGCUCAUCAUCCUCACCACUGGCCUCUACAUGCUCAGUGAUAUCAAGACAAUGGAUCGCUUUGACGACCCCAAGGGACAGCCUAUCAUGAUCCCGGUCUCAGACUAAGUCUUGUACUUCAUCAAGCUUUGUCUUCGAGUAAGUCUUGUGCAUCAUCAAGAUGUAGCGCAUCACAGUAAGUGUUUCCAAAAUUAUUGGCCUUAGUGUUGUAAUCAUUGGCCAUACCUGAGUUUCCAUUGUAACUCAUAGGAAUUUGUUUAACAUCUUGCAGCUCAUGUAAAAACUAUACAUUCAAAACAAGGGGAGCACACUUAAGAUGUCACUUAUUGAAUUAACUGUGAUGUAUGCCAAUGGUUAGCUGACAAAUUAAACGUGGAAAAUUGUCAAUGCAACUGAUUUUUCAUGUACGUACUUACUUCUCUGAAAUAUUACACCCUAAAAUAUUCUGAAUGAAAUCAUAAUCUUUACCCAGAGGAGUGGAUUAAAACUACAUACUGGGUGGGCAGUUUUACAACACAGCACAAGGCAGCUGUUUGUGGGAGUUUGCAGACUCUUGUAAGCCAAGCCAGGCUGCCUGGCCAUAGCUACUAAGCCUUAGGAUAAUUUAAUUUCCUUUUCAUAGGGUUUUUUGAAAGAUCAUCAGUUAGUAAUGUUUUGAGGGAUGAUCUGGUCCCAGGGUUGUGACUACUCACAUCCAUUGACUUAAGAAGGACUAGUGAAUAAUUAGUGAAAUUCCUCUGUAAAGAAUUUUAAUGAUGGUUGGCAGUAACAGCUGACUUUGUAACAUGUCCUUGCCUAAGAGAAUACUCCGGUGCUGCCAUAAUUAGUGAUGGCGACAGCUGCCCUGUUUGAUCAGUGGUAACUUUUAAGGAUCAAAUUGUCUGCUUUAACAAGUAUUACCACAGCCACAGUAACUGUUGUGUAAUGAACAAAUGACUGUCGUCAGACACUUGAUGCACCCAUUUUAGAGGGUAUAAAAACAAACUUUCAGCCGUUUUCUUUUCUUUUGUCAUUCUGUACAAGUUUUAUUCACGAACCAAAGGGAAUACAUAAUUUCAUGUACAUGAGCUUUUCAAAAGAUGAGUUGUUUCUCCCUUCUUUGCAAGGGAGUCAGCAUUCAAAUGUUUUAGUAAAAAUAAUAGUCCACUUAGAAGGAGAACAUUUGUAUUAAAUGUACUAACCAACAGAAUGAGGUUUUGAAAUGUACUAGCACAAAUGACGGUACUGAAAUAUGAAAGCAACAGUCACAUAUUUUCCUCCAAUUACUUCAGCCUCCAUGUUGUAAAUUAAAAAAAUGUAUCAUAUUAUUUAAAUCCCAUUGUGGUGUUGUGUGUGUAUCAGAAAUGUUGAAUAUUAGAUAUUUAUUGGAAUGUGUUGUGGGAUAUUUGUGUCACAAGUCAGUGUUUCCCAUUUUAAGUAACAGACAUUCCAGGUAUUCAUGUGACCAAACAGUUCCCAAUAUUUACAUAGUCGUCUUAUAUUUAAGAAGUACCCAAAUGUAUAUGCACUCUUGUUUUUGUAGCCAAUUCUCUACAGGUAGCAAACUAUUCAAAUCAUACAUAAUUUCAUAAGUAUGUAUACUCCUUGUCAGUCUGGUGGCUACCGAUGUAUGUUUAUUAGUAACUAUGGCUUUCCUUUGGUAGUAACUCACUGGUAAUCAAUGUAUACACCGAAGACUUGCAAGCAUUUGGGUAGUUCUUAUUUUAUGUAUCAUAUGUACAGUGGUAAGAAAUAUAUGGUGUUGUUAAAAUCA